Messenger RNA from Mytilinidion resinicola, 696 nucleotides. RefSeq lists its product as uncharacterized. NCBI's taxonomy places the organism in Eukaryota, Fungi, Ascomycota, Dothideomycetes, Mytilinidiales, Mytilinidiaceae. The transcript has 2 exons. The coding region runs from base 1 to 552 and encodes 183 amino acids. The record is from RefSeq and is a predicted model, not a curated record.
AUGAGCCCCGCCGACACGGAUAUGGAGGACUCCAACCACGCCGGCGACAUCAGCGAUGACACCUCGAAGAAGAAGAAAACACAACCUAGAGAUCGUCUCGGCGAUUCUGACGACAUCAUCAGCGACUACGGCAGUGAAGACUCCGAAACCGCAGGCGAUGGCGAAGCACCCGUCAAAUACGUCAAGGACUGCGCCCUCCUCCCAGACACCACUCCUCUAGACUGGCCGCACAUCUUAGAUUUAGACCAGGAAUUCGGGACAAACGAACCCGAGUUCCGCGUCAGUGAUCUCCGCCUCGCCGAUGGCGUGGUGACGGUACUCUGGAACUAUGACCCGGAAGCACUGAAGCAGUUCUUGGAUCCGAAGAUCAAGAUCUUUGAGUUCGUUCGACUGCUCCCCGUGGGCUCUACCUCGUUUAGCAGCGUCAUCCAUCGGAAGGGCAGUUAUGUUCGCGCGGGAUGGUUUGAGCGUAUCAAUCAGAGAAUACUAUCGGGAAAUUGUCACGUAUGGGAGACGCGAGCCGAAGCCUUGAUCAGCUUGUCCGGAGCCUAGAAGUCUACCUUUGGCGCCUAUUGCGCUGAGAGCUAUGGACGCUGGGGCGAGAUGCGCAACAUCAACGACGGCUACCCAGCUGAAGGACAAGUAGUAACCGGAAGGGCCCUGGAGAGAUGGCUCAUCAAGAUUGGUAGAGCGGUG